AUGAAGCUCCUUUCUCUUCUCUCUUCUCUCGCCUUCGCAAGCAGCGCUGCAGCAUCACCGCUGGAGAUCUCGAAGCGCCAGUCCACCGCCUGGCGCUACAGCUGCGACACACGCGCUGCUCCAGCGGACUUCAAAGCCUUCGAUCUCGGCGGGUGUACAGCCCAGCUUUCCUUCACCAAGGACCGCUACGUCGCAAUCCAAUGGGCCUUCGAAGCCACUUAUGCCGACGGCAGUCGCGCUGAGCACAAACCGUUCCGCGACUUCAACAACUUCGGCGUGAGCGACACCUUCUACCCAUACCUCGGCAACAACUUCCUCACGAGGCUGCCCGGCAGCUCGGCGUUCACUGCUGUGCAUGAGUUCACGAAUGUGUGCAAAAGCGGACAGGCGCCUGUGAGCUGGCGGUUCUACACGACCUCGGCGAACAGUGCGUGUUCCCCUGCAGACUACCGGUACACUACUGGCCAGAUCCGCACCGUGGGAGGUGUCUCUCGCCCAGCCAAGGUCUCUGGCGUGACGCUGCGGAGAGCGAAUACAGCCGGAGACUUCCAGGUCGGCUGGUCGGCUGUCGCGGGCGCUGCUGCGUACUCUGUUAUUGUCCAAUACCCCACGGGGACAGAUGAGGUCGGUGAUGCAUACACCAAUGUGCGAGGUGCACGUGUACAAGGAACAUCGACGAUGGUCGCCACCACCACGCGCAGGCAGGAUGUGCAGCGAAAGUGCAUUGUCCAUGCUGUCAACGCUCAGGGCGUAUGGUCGUUCACAAAUGAUGUCCAGCCGAUUGCCGCCAGCUGGUAG
Ascochyta rabiei is the source of this 798-nucleotide messenger RNA. RefSeq lists its product as uncharacterized. Bases 1 to 798 code for a protein of 265 amino acids. The record is from RefSeq and is a predicted model, not a curated record. The transcript has 2 exons. Lineage: Eukaryota; Fungi; Ascomycota; Dothideomycetes; Pleosporales; Didymellaceae.